This is a messenger RNA of Megalobrama amblycephala (Wuchang bream), 2075 nucleotides long. Its product is annotated as probable G-protein coupled receptor 141. Gene Ontology annotation, biological process: G protein-coupled receptor signaling pathway. Bases 444 to 1337 code for a protein of 297 amino acids. The record is from RefSeq and is a predicted model, not a curated record. NCBI's taxonomy places the organism in Eukaryota, Metazoa, Chordata, Actinopteri, Cypriniformes, Xenocyprididae. The transcript is spliced from 4 exons. Gene Ontology annotation, molecular function: G protein-coupled receptor activity; oxysterol binding. Gene Ontology annotation, cellular component: membrane.
CGUAGAGAUUUGUAAAUCUUUAAUCUCUUCUGUGGCAAAUAACAGUUGAGAGGUGUUUCCUGAAGGCUCUGGGGGCUGGCUGUUUGACACUGACAGAAGAUUUACACAUAAACUGACAAGCUGACAUCACAUUCAUCUUCAGCUCUCUUGACACCUACAGUGAAUGGAUGAACUGUUUCUGUUACAUCAAACUGUCUGUCUGCUCUUGCUGAAGGACUAUUGAUAUUCAGUAUAUGAUUGAUACCAGGGUAAAUGGGUGUUUAGAAGCAUUAAAAGGGAAGCGUUUUGAAACUUCUGCUUCUGCUAAUAUUACCUCAUGUGAAAGACCCGUCAAGUUCAGCAACCUAGAAGAUAGGACGGAUCUUCAGGUCUUUUUUUUUUUUUUACCUUGACAGGGCAAAAACAUUUUACCAGGAAAAGAGUGAAAAAACACAGAGUCAGGCAUGAUGAUAAACAACAUCACAAACCACACUGGCAUGCCAGAGGACUUCAGAAUUUCUCUUCUGGUCUUAUACUCAUUCAUCUUACUCGGUGGAACUCUUAAUGUUUUACUAAUGUCCUGUAUGCUACAGCGCCAAAAUCAUCUCUCUUUCACCAAAGUAUCUGUGAUAAACCUCAUAGCAGUGCACACCAUUUUCCUUCUCACGGUGCCCUUUCGCAUUUACUAUUAUGCUUUUGAUGAAAGCUGGAUUCUGGGCUUGUAUUUCUGCAAAAUUGUCAGUGUUAUGAUCCAUGCCCACAUGUAUCUUGCAUUCAUCUUUUAUGUCUUUCUUCUUAUUGCGCGUUAUGUGGAGCACUCUGAUCGGCAGCACAAGCUACAGUUUCAUCGUGUCCUUCACGCCACGAUUGCAAGUACAGCCGUCUGGUUGGUCAUAUUCGGCUCUAUGUUCCCAGCAACUAUGGCUAACUACGGAAAAACGCAGAAUGAUUCCACACAGUGCUUUCAUUUCGGUCAGGCUCUCAAAAGCCCAGCUGUGAAGGUGUUAAACUAUACUAUUUGCGCAGUAGUGAUACUGAUUUGGACUGUGCUGGUAUUUUUCCAAAUUUAUUUUCUGCUAAAGGAAAUUAAGAAACAUGGAAAGGCCACAUGUCAACGUCAAGAGUUCUGGGCACAAUUGAAAAACGUUGUUUUCCUGUCUAUUAUGUUUUUUUGUUUUGUGUCCUAUCAAGGAUUCAGAAUAUAUUAUGUGAUUGAUUAUGGGAAGACUGAAAGAAAUUCUCAUAUAAAUGAAGUAUUUCUUGCUGUCACUGCUUUCAGCUGCUUUGAUAUGAUUGUUUUUGUUGCUAGAGAUAUAUGCAAACGUAAAAAUUCAAGGAGAUGGUUUUGCUGUUUAUAACAACUAUGUUGACUUUAUUUUGUUUCUGUAUUGUUUUUGAUAUAGGGAAUUGAUUUGCAUUUUCUUUUCUUUGUUUUUGAUGCUUUUGUGCCUUAUAAGCUUAAAACAAUUGUCUUGCAAGACAGAAUGUUUGGAAAAUAAACGCAUUUAUUAAAAAAAAAAAAACUCAUAUAUACAUACAUUUUAUGGAUUUCAAUUUUUUCAAAGCUAUGAAUGAUCUGUCAUCUUUUGAAAUGAAAUAGAUAAAUAGACAGGUAUUAUAUUGUGUUUGUGAAGUGAUGUUAAAUUGUGCAGUUUUUGCAGUAAAAGAUUAUUUUAAAAUCCUUUUUUAGUAAAAGUUUAAUUUUGAUUGUUUUUUUUUAUUUUAAUUUUUUAUGACUUAAUUACUUAAUAUCAGUUCCUUCAUGAACAUCAGUCUGGGAAACCCUGACGUAAUGUAAUAUUUAAUGCACUUCAUGUUGUUGAUAAAGAAUGUAUUUUUUUUUAUUUCUCUUUAUAUGUUCUAUACGGUAAAUAUAACAUAUAUGUUAUAUGGGCCAUUUUACAGAAUUGGUGCAGAGUCAGAGUUGGAAACGUCUUGAAAAAAAUGUCUUUUUUCACAAAUUUUUAUGUGUGCAAAUUGUAUGAUAUCCAAGGUACACAUUUCUAGUAAUUGUGCAUUCUCAUAUAGUAUUUUCAGAAAAUUUUUAGAAUAUUUUUUGUUGCUAUACUGAAACACAAUAAUAAAUAAUUUAAUAA